Molecule: messenger RNA, 816 nt
Organism: Grus americana (Whooping crane)
Lineage: Eukaryota; Metazoa; Chordata; Aves; Gruiformes; Gruidae
Gene: STMND1
Product: stathmin domain containing 1
Source: RefSeq, a predicted model, not a curated record
AUGGUCUGCAAUACUUCUAACAGGGUCACUGUUGCACAGCUGUCUUCUGAGGAGCUACAGAACCCCCAGGAAGCCAAAAGCCAGGGAACUAAAAAUGACAGCAUUGCUGCAACAGAGGCUGCCCCCUCACAGGAAGGGGCAGCUUGGCCCACAGGCACUUCAAAGGAUGAAGCCAAAUUUGAAGGCAAGACCAGUGAGGGAGACUCCCCUGAGGAACUACUAGAAAGAUUUACAUCUUCCCAGAAAAGCAGCAACGCACAAAGCACAGAUGUUUUAAUGGUUUCAUCUUUUGAAGACGAAUCAUGGCCCUUACAGGAAACAGAGAGGCAAAAAUCAUCAGACAUUCUCGAGGAGUUGAGGAUGCAGAGAAUAAUCAAGAGCCAAAGUACCACUGCCAGGACCAGGAAAAGUUAUGAAAACAAGAGAGAUGCCCUGGAAAAGACACUGAAGAAAUGACCAGCUAGGCUGGAUUAAAAAAAAAAAAAUCCAUUUUGAAACAAGGAAGUGGGUGAUUUUGCAGUGAAGGACAUGAAGAUGUCUGCUGAAGAGAAAAAACAGGUUAGGGAAGAGGAACUGAACAAAAUGCCACAACACACAUUUUUUCUAGCAAUUGCCCGCCAAACUACAGGUAAACAGACUGAAAAGGACUGCCCAAGUUUUGAAAAUCAAGGAGGUACAGGCACCCCACCUUUAGAUAGUGAGCCAGGGGUACUGCUGAAGGAAAUAACCGCAGUAGAAGCCACAAACAAUUAUACUGAGGACUCUGUCAUUGACCCAAUAACUUACAACUGCAUCAAUGAAACAAUCUGGAUCUAA